This is a messenger RNA of Lutzomyia longipalpis, 1930 nucleotides long. Its product is annotated as acyl-CoA-binding domain-containing protein 5. The record is from RefSeq and is a predicted model, not a curated record. Lineage: Eukaryota; Metazoa; Arthropoda; Insecta; Diptera; Psychodidae. The coding region runs from base 455 to 1444 and encodes 329 amino acids. The transcript has a single exon. Gene Ontology annotation, molecular function: fatty-acyl-CoA binding. Gene Ontology annotation, biological process: fatty acid metabolic process.
GGUUUUUUACUGGGGCUCCUCAGUCACAAACUCCUUCUCUACAAAAAUAUUGUUUCCGCAAAAUUACAAUUUUGUGGUGGGAUUUUAAAUAUUCUUCUUACACAUUCAUUUUAAUUUCGCAUAGUGGACAUGUAAAUAUAUUUUAACCUCGUGAACUCGGGUUGUUGUGAGUCACAAAAAGGAAAAAGUUUGAAGAGAAAAAUAAAUAAGUGAAGGUAUAGAGAAAAAAUUACUUCUCAAAUAAGAAGAUAAAAUUGUGACACAAGUACAAAGUCCACCUUCAAUGAUUUUUUUCUUGCCUGUGAGAAAAAGAGUUAUAUUGUGAAAUUAAAUUGCACACACACCGUGCUAAUUGCAAAUUACACUACAAUUUUGGUGUGUAAGAGUAAGUGAAAAGGAGUGGCUUUUGUUCCUGAUUCCCUCCAAGAAAUAUUUUUUAAAAAAAAAUAAAGAAAUGUCAACAAUUGAGGAAAGAUUCACAGCAGCAGUUAAUGUUAUACGGGGGCUGCCUAAGAAUGGAUCCUACCAGCCAAGCAAUGAUAUGAUGCUGAAAUUCUACUCACUGUACAAACAGGCUACCCUUGGACCGUGCACACAGGGUAAGCCAGCCUUCUGGGACAUUGUUAACAGGGCUAAAUGGCAAUCGUGGAAGCAUCUGGGUGAGAUGUCACGGGAACGAGCAAUGGAGAAUUAUGUGGAGGAGCUCAAGAAGAUCAUUGAGACAAUGUCCUACACGGAGAAUGUUGCCCAAUUUAUGGGGAGUAUCAGUGAAUUGGAUGGUAUUAAUGUGGAGGAUUUGGAAGCUGUAGCACCUGAAGCGAUAAAGAAAGUCCGUUCCCGUCCCAAUUCUCCUUUUGCAUCACGAGAAGCCAGCCCCGCCAGGGCACCCAUGCUGCCACACAAUGGGUACACACAGCCACAACUAACAAAUGGCAAUGGGUACCUCGUGAAUGGUAAUGACGUGUCUGCUGUGUAUCAAAAUGGGCAUCUUACGGAGCAAUCUGAUGAUGAAUACAUCGACACAGUUGAAGAUGAACCCGAAUCACGAUCCCUGGCAAGUGUCACAACAUCCCAGCACACAUCACGAUCAAAGGUGCGCACCAAUGAGCACUGGAGCAAAGCCCCAACUUCUGGGAGCAAGCGUGACUUGCAUAUGAACGGUGUGGCGAGUACGACGCUCAAUGAGGAAUUCCUGGAAGUGCUGAACCUCCUCAAUUCCACAGUAGAUCGAAUGAGUGUGGACUUGCAGCAGGUGACAAAUAGAAUAAACAUCAUGGAACGAUCCCUCCUGGAAGUACGCUACAUGCAGGCAUCGAGGAUUCGUCAAUACCCAAGUUGGUGGCCAUUUGAGGAUAUUUCCCCCAAAUGGUUCUUCUUCCUCGUCAUUUGGCCAUUUGUGGCGCAAAAAAUGGCUCACAUUAUCAACAAUAGGCGCAACAAAUGAUCCACCCACGACACGCAUGAGAUGCAAGAACAACAACAUUCUACCGACUCUACCUUAACACAAAAACCCAAGGGAAUAGGGGUAUUAAGUAGUUAAUUAUUAAGAAUAAAAUAUAGGUUAUAAAAAGAAAUUAACAGAAGGAUUAAAAAAAAAGAAUUUAUAAUUUUUUCUCCUAUCAGACAAAAUGUGAUUUUAUUUUUCUACAAGGAAAAAGAAACAACAAAAUAUUCAUUAUUUUUGGUGCAAGGCCUUUGCCAAUUUUAUUUUAUUUUAUUUUUUUAUUGUAUAAACUAAAUUUUAUUAUUUUUGGUGAUCCUCCCCCCCCUCCCCCAUUAAAUAUUGUACAAUGAUUUUUAUUUUAUAAAAAAAAAGAGACGUAAAAGAGAAACAUUUAUUCCACAAUUUAUUUUCUAUGAUUUUAUUUUAUAUAUUUUACAGGGUUUAUAUUGUAGUUUGCACUAAUAAAUGAAAUGUAGUGAUAAUUAA